AUGCUGCAAUAUCUCAUUCCCAAAUUGCACUUGCGGUAUUCAUUCGGGCUCCACAUUUCCAAGUUUGGUAUCAAUCUCCGAUCAUUGAACCUUACUUCUUUCGCCUCAUCUGAUUCUCAGCUCCUUACCACCUCAUAUUUGAUUAUGACGGAGCGCCCCUCUAAGCGGGCAAGAAUCUCUACGGAUCCACUCAAAGAUUGUGACAGUUCGGCAAGUGGCAUCUCGACCCCACUUGAAUCCCUGCAAAGGUCCAUUUCACCGCCGACGCGGACACGCUCCGGGCAACCCUUGGAACCGAUCUCAGUGUGUCCUGCGAUUCCUGGUGAUCAGGAUGACGGACUCCCAGCAAAUAAAAUUUAUUCUUCUCGUUUGAUUUCUUCACCCUUCCAGCUCACUCAUAUCCAAGGCCUCCCGGACAAAGGAGGCUUCAAUGAGGGCACAGUUGAACUACGCGACAUUCUUGGGGACCCCAUGAUCAAGGAGUGCUGGCAAUUUAACUACUGCUUUGAUGUGGAUUUUUUGAUGUCCAACUUUGAUCAGGAUGUCAGAGGUCUCGUUCAAGUCAAAAUUGUUCAUGGAUCCUGGGAGCGGGAAUCCAUGAAUAAGAUUCGGAUAGAUGAAGCAUGCACUCGGUAUCCGAAUGUCGAGGCUAUUACAGCCUAUAUGCCUGAACGUUUCGGGACUCAUCAUUCUAAAAUGAUGAUUCUUCUCCGGCAUGAUGAUCUAGCCCAGGUUGUCAUCCACACUGCCAACAUGAUCCCACAAGACUGGACGAAUAUGACCCAAGCGGUUUGGCAAUCUCCUUUGCUGUCUCUGUUGAGCCUAGGGGCCUUAUCUUCUCCCUCGGAAACUACAUCUCUGGGCACCGGUACACGAUUCAAAAAAGACUUGCUUACAUACCUGAGAGCGUAUGGCUCCAAGAAAACGGGCCCCCUAGUGCAGCAGCUAAACCAGUAUGACUUUGGUGCGAUACGUGCGGCUCUUAUUGCAAGUGUACCUUCAAAGCAAAGUCUUAUUGAUCUCGAUUCCGGAAAUACAACAUUAUGGGGCUGGCCUGCGUUGAAGAAUCUGAUGGGCCAAGUUCCCGUGAGACAAACCAAAGAAGAAAAGGAUCGCCAAGUCGGUCAUAUUGCGAUACAGGUCUCGUCGAUAGCCUCUCUCGGCCAAUCAGACAAAUGGCUAAAAGAGUUUUUCAAAGCUCUUGCACCAUCAUCCGAUCCCCCACCAAAAUACUCGAUUAUAUGGCCAACAACGGAAGAAGUUUUUCGUUCUCUGGAUGGGUAUGCAUCUGGCGGUUCAAUCCACAUGAAAACUCAAAGCGCAGCUCAUCAGAAACAACUACAAUAUUUACGCCCACAUCUAUGUCAAUGGGCCGGUGCCUCAAAAGUCAUUGACCUCUCUGAAGACAAGCCGAACCGCGAGGCUGGCCGCGGUAAAGCUGCACCGCACAUCAAAACAUACAUUCGAUUUCAUGACGAGAAGAUGGAAACCAUUGACUGGGCCAUGGUGACAUCUGCCAAUCUAUCCACGCAGGCCUGGGGUGCAGUCCCAAACGCAAGUGGCGAAGUGAGAAUAUCAAGUUUUGAGAUUGGCGUUGUUGUUUGGCCUGAACUAUACAACGACUCUCACUCCAUGGAUUCUGCGCAUACUACGACACCUUCGGAUGUAUUGAUGAUGCCUUGUUUCAAGCGGAACCAGCCUGAUCCGGCUACCUUGGCUCCGGGUGUUGCUACUGUAGUUGGACUGCGCAUGCCUUAUGAUCUUCCCCUUACUCCGUACCGACCUUCAGAUGAACCAUGGUCCGCGGCAAUUCUUCAGCGCAUGGCGGCAGACUGGGGUCUCGGGGUAUGA
Molecule: messenger RNA, 1851 nt
Organism: Penicillium longicatenatum
Lineage: Eukaryota; Fungi; Ascomycota; Eurotiomycetes; Eurotiales; Aspergillaceae
Product: tyrosyl-DNA phosphodiesterase 1
Exons: 4
Coding region: 1-1851 (616 amino acids)
Biological process (GO): single strand break repair; double-strand break repair
Cellular component (GO): nucleus
Molecular function (GO): 3'-tyrosyl-DNA phosphodiesterase activity; single-stranded DNA binding; double-stranded DNA binding
Source: RefSeq, a predicted model, not a curated record